Messenger RNA from Closterium sp. Naga37s-1, 849 nucleotides. Lineage: Eukaryota; Viridiplantae; Streptophyta; Zygnematophyceae; Desmidiales; Closteriaceae. The record is from the annotation of a GenBank genome assembly.
AUGGGGACAUGGGGAAUGAGAUCACUAGAAAGAGGUUUUCCCCCUUCCGGCGGAGGAGUUGGGGCGUCAACUGGGGGCGGCGCGGGCGGAGAGAUCUCGGGGGAAGGCGUGGGCGGAGAGAUCUCGGGGGAAGGCGUGGGCGGAGAGAUCUCGGGGGGUGGCGUGGGCGGGGGAACGGGGGGCAAGGAUGGAGUGGGGGCAGGCGCGGGCGCGGGUUGCGGAGCGGGGACAGGGGGAGGGAUGGGCGGAGCGAUGGGCGAAUCGAUGAACGCGGGCGCGGGCGUCGGUGAGGGCGCGGGCGUCGGAGAAGGCGCGGGCGUUGGGGAAGGCGCGGGCGUUCGGGCCGGCGCGGGCGUUCGGGCCGGCGCGGGCGUUGGGGAGGGGGACAGAGUAGGCUCCGGAGCGGGUGCAGCGACUGGGGGAGGAGGGGGCGGGGAGGCCUUGGUUGGGGGAGGGGAGGCCUUGGUUGGAGGGGAGGCGCUGGUUGGAGGGGAGGCGUUGGUUGGAGGGGAGGCGUUGGGGGGAGGGGAGGCCUCGGGGGGAGGGGGGGGCUUGUGGGGCGGAGGCGGCGGCGACUUCCCUAGGGAUGGGGCGACGAGAAGCGCGAGGAGAACGAACAGCACUUGGAUAUGCGCAGAUCCGCGCGCGCGCGCCAUGUUUCCGCUCGCGUGCAAUGCGCUGCGCGAUGCGCGCGUGACUGCGGAAAAGACCCGGCGAGAGUAUCACCGCGAGAUUUGCGGCGGGGAUAAGGCUGCAAGCGCGGACCCUGACCCGACAAGAUGGCUGCGGCUCCGCAGCAAUGGGGCCUCAGUGAGCUUUGAGCUGAUCGAAGAAAAUGCGGCAGGGUGA